Molecule: messenger RNA, 1308 nt
Organism: Camellia sinensis
Lineage: Eukaryota; Viridiplantae; Streptophyta; Magnoliopsida; Ericales; Theaceae
Source: RefSeq, a predicted model, not a curated record
CCUGUAAUCAAAAUCAUUCCCAGCCCUGAAACAUUGCACCAUACCAUCCCCAUUCCCAGCUUCUACUUUAAUUAUAUAUAUAUAUAUAUAGAUAUAUACAUAUCUUUGGGUAACGAUGACUGGAGUUUUCGAACAUAAAAAGAGAAAACAGCCGGAAUCGAACAACAGCAUCCCCGGGAAUCCAUUUGAAAUAGUGAAUGUUUCUCCGUCUACCCCCGUAAACACAGAUUCCACAGAGUUGAGAAUCAGUGAUGAUCCGAAGAAACUACUAGCCCUGCUCGCAGCUUUCGUUGGAUUGUUCACAAAUCACAGCAAGGAUGAUGUCUCGGCUGGCCAGGACCAGGACCAGGACCCUCCCAACAAAAUACUUGCUAACGUGGCCCUUUUGUUGGGUUUAUCUGCUGCUGCUGCAGCAAAUGGUGAUGCCACUCCCCCUGUCAAUGGUUCCAUUGAACAUCGUGGAGCACUGCGAAAAGACUGCGAAAAGACGAAGAGGAGGAGGAAGAAGAAGAAGAUGGGUAUCGGCAAAGGUCGAAAAAACAGAGAAUCAUACUCGACUUGGAUGCUGAGUCUAUUCCAGACUCUUCACAAUGCACACCUCCUCCGACCAAGUCUGAAGGUUCCACCGGUUAUUCACCAGAUUCUAUCGUUUCUGCCGCAUCUGUGGCCAACAGAUCUAGGAUAACUAGAUCUUCAGAUGGAAAGUUUCGUCGCCAACUUCCCAUGGGCAAUCCAAAUAUUUGUGAAAACAACCUUGCCAUUGUCCAUCGACCUGUCGAGCAUCCUGCUGUCAAAGAAGCAUUUGAUUCAGUUAGGGAGACUCUACAACCGAUUCUUUUGCAGAAGGUGACAAGAAUUAGAAAAGACGAACUGACCGUUGAGUUUGGACUUGAAACAACUGCUUCAAUUGAUCUGUUGAACCUUGUCAAUGCUUCAAUACAUGGUCUGGAAGAAAUCGGCGAAAGGGCUCGCUUAGGAGUAACGUUGUUGGAGGAAGGACAGAAAAAGGUGAAUGAAGGGAAGCAUAUUUUGUUCUCUGCAAUUAGUGAAAUUCCAAAGCGGAUCAAGUGAAAUUGAGACCUUCAAUUGGAAAUUGGUUUGGCUUUUGGGGGUGUGCUUGCGGUUGGUGCCUUGCCAACUGAGUUUUAUCCAUGUUUGUUUUUUUUUUUCUUGUCUUUGGGGCCCUGUUGGCCAACAGUGCUUUUUGUAGCAUCUCUUCAUAUUCAAUAAAGGGUAUUUCCAUUAUUGGUAAUUUAAUUUGUAAUUUUUAUCAAUUUAAAUCACACUUUCAAUUGUCUUUCAAUAUAA